UGCCCCCAGCAGGGCCGGGGGUGCGGGCGGUCACCCCACCAUGGCCUUCACCAUGCUGCGCCCCGUGGCCGCCCGCGUGCUCUACCCCGACCUCAGCAUGCUCUCGGAGGACGAGGAGAACCGGAGCGAGAGCGACACGUCGGACCAGUCGUUCGGCUGCUGCGAGGGCGCCGAGGCUCGCCGCAAGCUGCCGCGGAAGCCGGGGCCGAUGGUGAUGGUGAAGCAGAGGCAGGCUGCGAACGCACGGGAGCGGGACCGGACCCAGAGCGUCAACACGGCCUUCACCGCCCUGCGGACCCUCAUCCCCACCGAGCCGGUGGAUCGAAAGCUGUCCAAGAUCGAAACCCUCCGCCUGGCUUCCAGCUACAUCUCCCACCUGGCCAACGUGCUGCUGCUGGGCGAGGGCUGCGAGGACGGGCAGCCCUGUCUCAGUGCCAUCUAUGGCGCCAAGGGCGACCUGGACAGCAAACAGCCCCGCAGCAUCUGCACCUUCUGCCUCAGCAACCAGCGGAAAGGGGGCAGUCGGAGGGACAUCGGGGGCAACUGCCUGAAGGUGCGAGGGGUCACGCCCAUGCGAGUAUCGCGGAGAUGAGCCGGGGCCCGGCAGCACCCACCUGAGACAGCGGCAGAGGCAGACGGAGCCCGCACACGCCAGCCCAGAGACCGCAGCGGGGAGGGAGGGAGCUGCUCACCCGAAGUGGCAGCGGCCAAGCCCAGGCUGGCAUCACACCGCCACUGGCCCUGGAGCCGGCAGUGGGGCGGGAGGACGCUCCCGUGGCCGAGGCUGCCCAGCGGGGCAGGGCCGGGGAGGGGGGUUCCCUGCGCCCCGGGGCUGGACUGGAAGGGGCCUGUGUGCGGCCGGCGUCGAGGCGCUCCGGGGGG
Molecule: messenger RNA, 882 nt
Organism: Cinclus cinclus
Lineage: Eukaryota; Metazoa; Chordata; Aves; Passeriformes; Cinclidae
Gene: TCF15
Product: transcription factor 15
Exons: 2
Coding region: 41-592 (183 amino acids)
Biological process (GO): developmental process; regulation of transcription by RNA polymerase II
Molecular function (GO): RNA polymerase II transcription regulatory region sequence-specific DNA binding; DNA-binding transcription factor activity, RNA polymerase II-specific; protein dimerization activity
Source: RefSeq, a predicted model, not a curated record